CACGAACAUGUGCUUUAGCGCUAUAAUUAUAUUUGCAAAUAACUUUUCAAAUUGUUAUGGACUGUAUUUUUGCUAUAGUAUUCGUUUGUGAAAGAUUUGAAUUAGUUAAAAAAUAAUCAUUGCAAUCAUUUGAAUACUGAUUAGUCCGAGCAUGAGUUUGGUAUCCUUGAACGAAGGGGAAAAGGUGUACAUAAUUCAUGGAGUAGAGGAAAACUUCCGAUGUGAUGGUCGUAGUCGACAAGACUACAGGCCAUUAGAAUUGGAAAUGGACAUUGUGAGUAAUGCUAAUGGGUCGGCUCGCUUGCGAUUGGCCAAUUCUGAUAUUUUAGUUUGCGUUAAAGUUGAGAUUGAUACUCCUCUUCCAGAGACACCCAAUGAUGGAAAAAUUGAGUACUUUGUUGAUUGUUCAGCCAAUGCUACUCCUACAUUUGAGGGACGUGGUGGUGAACAAUUGGCUGCUGAGCUCAGUCGUUUUCUUUCGUUAGCCCAUUGUCCAGUGUUCAAUUUGAGCAAGUUGUGUAUCGUAUCUGGACAAUCAUGUUGGAAAUUAUUUGUGGAUGUCUUAAUCUUAGAAUGUGGUGGAAAUUUGUUUGAUGCUGUGUCAUUGGCUGCUAAAGCUGCAUUGUGUAAUACUAGUCUACCAAACAUAGUAGGAACUUAUGAGGAUGGUAAAAAUAUUGAUCUUCAGAUAUCUGAUGAUCCUUUUGAUACAAAACCUUUAGAUGCAAGAGAUUUACCUGUUUUGGUGUCUUUGUGCAAGAUUGGCAACAACUAUGUAGCGGACCCAACUAUAGAGGAAGAAAUAUGUGGUGCUGGAUGUAUUGUGAUAUCAGUCACACCCAAAGGUAAAGUGUCAGCUGUUUUGAAAAAAGGAGCAGGCAGUUUUAUGCCAGAUACAUUGAACGAGAUCAUUAUGUCUGGUUCACAAAUUGGAGUUUUGUUGAACAAAGCACUCGAAGAAACAAUUACUAAAGAUAUGUCCAGUAAUGUGUGUAAACAACGAUUUGGUUUCCUUAAAUAAUUAAUAAAAAUCAAAUGUAUUAAGUAUAAAAUUUUAUUGGAUGUAAG
Molecule: messenger RNA, 1068 nt
Organism: Sipha flava (yellow sugarcane aphid)
Lineage: Eukaryota; Metazoa; Arthropoda; Insecta; Hemiptera; Aphididae
Gene: Rrp42
Product: exosome complex component RRP42
Exons: 5
Coding region: 152-1021 (289 amino acids)
Biological process (GO): U1 snRNA 3'-end processing; TRAMP-dependent tRNA surveillance pathway; nuclear polyadenylation-dependent mRNA catabolic process
Cellular component (GO): nuclear exosome (RNase complex); cytoplasmic exosome (RNase complex)
Source: RefSeq, a predicted model, not a curated record